This is a messenger RNA of Drechmeria coniospora, 2070 nucleotides long. Its product is annotated as START-like domain protein. The transcript has 4 exons. The record is from RefSeq and is a predicted model, not a curated record. Bases 1 to 2070 code for a protein of 689 amino acids. Lineage: Eukaryota; Fungi; Ascomycota; Sordariomycetes; Hypocreales; Ophiocordycipitaceae.
AUGCAAGGAACACGCAACAGCGAGUGCAAGUACUCCUACACCUAUGGAGUACCAGUACUCUGCACAGGCCCGUCGUCUCUUGGAAGCACCGCAGCGGUCAUGUCGAGCCAUCACCAUGAACCCCUUGCGGCGCUGUGUCCCGUAGACUGGGCCGAGAUCCCCCUCCACGACCAAGAGCUCGGCCACUUUCUCGCCGGCGUCUUCGCAGAGGCCCAGAUCGUCAUCGACUCGAUCCCCUCGCCGAAUCCCCCCUCUUCGAAAGCAGCCGCACCUACCGGCUCUGGCCGCGCCCGUGCAAAGACCGAAUCGGCUGUCGUCCACCCAGAUAUCCAAAUCCCGCUGUCCCCGCCUACCGCGCCUGCAAGAUCCCCGACGUCGGCUACCGCUUCCGCCGACCAGCUGCGCAAGGAGUGGAAGGAGAUCAAGGUCAACGCGAGAGAUAACCCUCUCGGGAUCAAUGUCUACAAGCUCGCGGGCAAGGACGGCAAAGGUGCCUGGUUCUCCCGAAGGAGCGUCCACGACGGCUUCUCCUUCGAUACCUGGAAGGCAGGCCUCGAGAGGGAAUUUCCCGAGACCAUGAAGGUCCAAGGCUCGCCCGGAAGCGGCAGCAUACGUGGCAUCGGUGCCGACAGGAAGGUCGAGCACAAGAUUGUCGACGGCACCAACCACCUUGAUGUAUUCCACCUCUCCGCACAGUUUCCAGGCCCGACUUCCCCUCGAGAUUUCAUCACCCUCCUUCUCACCUCAAACUCCUCCAGCGGUCACGCCGACGCUUUGAGACAGUACAUGAUCGUUUCGAAACCUUGCGUACAUCCCGACUGCCCCCCACGGCAGGGCAUCAUACGGGGCCAGUACGAGUCUGUCGAAGUUAUCAGAGAGCUACCGACAGAGCCGAGGUUCCACAGGAGGUCCUUGUCGCAUUCGGACUUGGCGGCCGAUGACGGCCGGAGAGCAGGGACAACCAAGGCACCGGGAGCCUCGCCCGAUGACCAACCACCCCGGGCGGUGGAGUGGCUGAUGGUGACGAGGAGCGACCCUGGCGGGAGCGUCCCACGCUUCAUGAUUGAAAAGGGCACGCCGCCAGGAAUCGUUGGCGAUGCCGGAAAGUUCAUCAAUUGGAUCACCUCGACAUCGGACGUGAAGGAGGAUCCCGUGGCCUCGGAGAAGAACGAAGGCAAAUCAGCAGCGAGUGGCAUCAAAAGCACGCCCACGAAUGGUCGACUGACGACGAACAAUGUCACUUCUUUGAAAGACACCAGCCAUGAAAGGAAGGAAGCCGAAGUCGAGGAUAGCAUCCCUAGCAGCAACGGCAUUUACGGAAUCCUCUCCGCUGGGUUUGAAGCUGCCGCCUCCGUCGCCUACGGCCUCCGUCAGCAGUUCAGCCCACUGGGUCUGGGAAACGGUCAGGAGACUGCCUCGGAGUCCAGGGGGGUGGAUGACGAUGACGACGACGACGAUGACGACGACGACGGGAAAUACUCCGACAGCGACGUGUCUUCCACGCGAAGCUUUGCCUCGGCCCUGGAUACAUCCGUCGUCAUGGAGCGCAAAGCGGUCGACAGCAUCACCGACAGCGCCGCUGGCAGCCAUUCGGACGGAACCAGACCGCAGAACAACCAGCGAUCCAUGGAGAAGGAGCUCCAAAAGAUGAUGGAGAGGCGCAGGAAGCUGGACGAAAACUACGUCAAGAUGCAGGCGCGCUUUGACUCGAAGCGCCAAGGCGACAAGGAAAAGGACGCCGGCGCGCUGGCAAAGGUCCGCGAAAAGCACGAACGGGACAUGGCCAAGCAGGAAGCAAAGUUCAAGCGCGAGAUGGAAAAGAUCGAGCAGAAGCGCGACCAGGAGAGGCGCAAGGCGGAGGCGCGCAGACGCAAGGCCGUUGAGCGCGAGGAGAGAGCCUCGCUGACGCUCGAACUCGAGAGGGUAAAGGCAGAAAAAGAGGUGGCCCUUCGGAAGGUCGAGAUGCUACAGGGCCAGGUCGGCGAGCUGCAGGCCCAGAACACGAUGCUCGUUGCCGAGCUCGGUCGCAUGGGUGCCCUGAAAAGGGGUAGUCUUCAGGCUAAAGAAUAG